AAGAUUAGUAAGUAUUUAGUUCGAUUUCAGUUACACGUCAAAAUGGCUGAGUUAAUCGCAGUGCCAUUAAAAAAACCGUCUGACGUUGAUGUAAUUAAGCCGCUUACAAAUGUUAUUAAAUCAACAUAUAAUAAUCAAAAAGAUUAUACGGAAGCAAUUGCAGAUUUUAGUAAAUUAAGAAACAAUGCAUUAUGGCGAGCUUUUGAAAAAUAUGAAAGUUCUUUAGAGGUUAUAUACAGUUACUAUGAUCAAUUAUGUGCAUUAGAAGGCAAGAUUCCUGCCCAUGAAUUACAAAUUCCAUUUAAAUGGAAAGAUGCAUUUGAUCGUACUAUAUUUGGUGGAAAACUCAGUUUGACCAUUAGUACAUUGUCAUAUGAAAAAGUAUGUGUAUUAUUUAAUAUUGCUGCUUUACAAAGUUCAGUUGCAGCAGCACAAUCUUUAGAAAGUGAUGAAGGAUUAAAACUAGCUGCAAAAUUGUUUCAACAAUCUGCUGGUAUCUUUAAUUAUCUUAAAGCAAAUGUUAUGAUGGCUAUUCAACAAGAACCAACACCAGAUAUUAGUCCAGAAACAUUGGGUGCAUUAUCAGCAUUGAUGCUUGCUCAAGCUCAAGAAAUAUUUGUAUAUAAGGCAAUCCAUGAUGCUAUGAAAGAUGGAAUUAUUGCUAGAUUAGCUUCACAAGCAGAAGAACUAUAUGCAGAUGCAUUAAAAUUAUUUCAAAAGGAGAUUUUUCGGGCAUUUUGGGAUAAGGAAUGGGUUCCUUUAAUUGCAGGAAAACAAGCUGGAUAUCGUGCAAUGACUGAAUUUUAUCAAUCAUUAGUAUGCAAAAAUAAUAAGUCAAUUGGAGAAGAAAUAGCUAGACUAGAACGUUCUGUUGAAUUAUUUAAAGCUGCGCAACAACGUUCAAAUAAACCUCAUUUAUUUCAAGAUUAUGCUAAUAGAGCUCAAAGAAAUCUGACAGAAGUAAAAAAAGAUAAUGAUUUUAUUUAUCAUGAAAGAAUACCUGAUAUAAAAUCUUUGGAACCAGUUGGUAAAGCUUGUGUUGCAAAAUUAAUAUCAAUGCCUGAAAUUUUCAGCUCAAAUUUUAAAGAUCUUUUUAAUGAUUUAUUACCUGUUAGUGUACACCAAGCAUUAUCAUCUUAUGAAGUUCGUCGUAAUGAAUUAGUGAACUCAGAAAUAUCUAAAUUACGAGAAAUGACGCAAAUUCUAAAUGGUGUAUUAGCAAGUUUAAACUUACCAGCAGCUAUUGAAGAUACAAGUGGAACUGAUUUACCUCAGUCUGUAUUAGAAAAAGCUCAACAUGUAAAAGAAAUAGGUGGAAUUAAUGCAUUGGAAACUUCUAUGAAAGAAUUACCUGAUUUAUUACAAAGAAAUAAAGAACUUUUAGACGAGUGUGAACGAAUGCUUCAAGAAGAGCGCGAAUCUGAUGAUCAAUUAAGAGAACAAUUCAAAGAUCGGUGGACAAGAAUUCCUAGUAGUCGUUUAACAGAACAAUUUAAUAUUACUCUUCGAAAAUAUCGUGAAAUUAUUAAUAAUGCUGUGGCAGCUGAUAAGGUUGUACGUGAGAAAUAUGAAAAUCAUAAAGAAGGUAUAGAAAUUUUGAGUUUAAAUGAAAAUGAUUUAAUUAAUGCUGUACCAACUGGAUCAGCAGUUCAGGAAAGUAAUACUGUUAUUCAACUUAGAAAACUAAUGGAAGAUGUUGAAACAAUCAAAACAGAACGUGAUGUUAUAGAAAGUGAAUUAAAAUCUGCUACUACUGAUAUGAAAACAACAUUUUUGUCAGCACUUGCAAAAGAUGGUGGAAUUGAUGAACCAAAUUUAUCAAUAGAAAGUAUAGGAAAAACAUAUGGACCUUUACAAAAACAAGUGAGAGAUAGUGUUUCUCAUCAAGAACAAUUAAUUGCUGAAAUUCAGAAGUGUCAUACAGAAUUUACAGCUGAACAAUCUGGUAGUGGUAGUUCAAGAGAAACAAUGUUAUGUAAACUAGCAGCUGCUUAUGAUGCAUUUAAAGAAUUGAAAGGUAACUUAAAUGAAGGUGCUAAAUUUUAUAAUGAUUUAACACAGUUAUUAGUAGUCUUCCAAAAUAAAAUAUCAGAUUUUUGUUUCGCUCGGAAAACUGAAAAAGAGGAACUAUUAAAGGAUUUGACAACAAAUUUGAGUAAAACUGAAUCAAUUCCUUCUAACAUUUUAUCUCAUCAUGCAGGGAUGUCCGGACAAAAGCAAUCGGGAACAGAACAAAGUGGAACAUCACAAUUACCAUAUCCUACACAUUUUCAAGGAAUGCCUAUACCUUAUGGAGCUGGUCCUACUACACCAUAUCCUGCAUAUAUCCCUCCUCCUAUGCCUACAACAUAUAAUCCAUAUGCAACAAUGCCUUAUCCCACACAAGGAACUUAUAAUCCAUAUCAAGGUAUGCCUUCAGCUCCUUAUGGUGGAUAUGCGACUCUUCCACGUUAUGGCGGUAAUCAACAUUCUCAUCAAGGACAUCCAUUUUGAAAAGCAAAAAAUAUUUUAUAUAUACUGUGAUUGCAAAAUAGUCAUGUGAAAUUUACAAAAAUGAGAAAAAUGUAUAUGACAUAAUAUUGUGGAAAUUAAUAUGAAAUAUGUUUUAAUCUGUCCAAUUUUGAUCAGUAAAAAAAAUUAUAUGUUGAAUUAAUUUUGAACAAAUUAUAUUUCUUGAUUGUUAUUGAUACUUAUUAUAAUUGAAUUUCUAUAUAAUGUAUCAAUACGUGAUAUAUAUUAAGCUUUAAAUCAUGCUUCAAGAAAAAAAAA
Apis mellifera (honey bee) is the source of this 2769-nucleotide messenger RNA. It is a transcript of the gene ALiX, whose product is annotated as programmed cell death 6-interacting protein. Gene Ontology annotation, biological process: mitotic cytokinesis. The coding region runs from base 43 to 2493 and encodes 816 amino acids. Gene Ontology annotation, molecular function: protein binding. The record is from RefSeq and is a predicted model, not a curated record. NCBI's taxonomy places the organism in Eukaryota, Metazoa, Arthropoda, Insecta, Hymenoptera, Apidae. The transcript has 15 exons. Gene Ontology annotation, cellular component: endosome.